Molecule: messenger RNA, 2875 nt
Organism: Aplysia californica (California sea hare)
Lineage: Eukaryota; Metazoa; Mollusca; Gastropoda; Aplysiida; Aplysiidae
Biological process (GO): actin cytoskeleton organization; regulation of Rho protein signal transduction
Molecular function (GO): GTPase activator activity
Source: RefSeq, a predicted model, not a curated record
GGCUCCGAUGUCUGGCCGUGUCUCCGGGGAGGAUGUGUUCAGCUCACAGCGGCCGUGUUCUGGCAGUGAGUCGGGCGGAGUCAACGAGAGGACGGGGAUCGGAGUAACUGACACCUCUUGCCUUGAUUUGGGGACAUUUGCCACACCCUCUGCGCAUACACCACGCGCAGGUCACAAUCCCAGCAACGGAAGUGCUGGUAAAUCCGGGAAACGGAAGAAAAGUUCCGAGGCCGUUGGCAGACGUCCCGACAACAAGGGGGACAGUUGUGGCAGAGCUGCUGUAGCGACCACAGAAGACAAACGUUUUAGAGAGACAGAGAAACUAGUCACAGACAGCCCGGACAAUCGCAGCAGCUGUAGCGGAGAGCAAUACAGUAAAACUGUUGAAAACUCCCUAAAUAGCGCUGAAGACAAUCACCUUAGUGAAAGUGUUAGAAACACCGUAGAAAGAUCAGAAGACGGAUCAGAAGACAGAUUAGAAGAGACAUCAGAAAGACACCCCACAGUAUCAAGGUCACGUGACCUUAACGGAGAAGGUGAAGGUCGCAGCAAGAAAGGAAGUGACGACAGCGGAGGGGGACAAGUGUCCGUGACAAAGAACGACAACUCCGCCAUGUGUCUGGCCAGUAACUGUCAGCACAAGAACGGAGGGGGCGUGGCCCUACAGGCCUACACCUUCACUUCCUGGGAUCACGUGGGGAAAUGGCCGGAUUCGAACCUGCCACCUCCGCCGUAUGAGCCAGACUACACUCUACCAAGAGGGAAUUUCGUGCCUCUCAUUCGGUUUAAAAAACUCCCGGGGACCUUCAGGGAAGACGGACGAGAUGGCAAUUACAACUUGACAACUCCGUCGUCCGCGGUCCGGGAUCUGGCGUGGUAUGAAGGGGAAGACGUGGAGACCGACGAUGCAGCACUCGAGGAGCUGGUGGUGAGAGAAGAUGGCGUCGACGAGUCUUCUCCAAUCUCUCUACCCGAACGUUCUCGAAUCAGUCUGCGCGACACGGCCAUACAGACGUCCCUCGACCUCGAUGGGUAUGCUGUGGACAUCUCUAAGACUUUGGACGUUCGGACCAAUGGCUUUAGCAAGACGGACUUGGGCUCAGAGAUGGUCCAGGGGACUGGCGAUAUCGGCCAGGGCAACGACCCUCCAGGUUUGGCUCAAGAUAUUGGAACUGGGGGGAUACAAGAAAAUGAGAAGGAAAGAAGAGAAGAGGAAGGAGGAAAAGUAAAAGAAGGAAAAGAAGAAGAUGGAGAUAACGUACGAGACGUGGAUGACAAAGAAGAAGGAAAAGUCAAAAUAGAUGAAGGGAAGGGGGAGAUUUUCGAUCGUGCGAGAGAGACAGAGGUCGGUAGUGCAGGCGACGUCCCAGACGAUCAAGGAGAAGAAGAGAGUGACCCCACACGGACUAAGGUUCGCCGGACCCACAAGCCCGUCACUCUCCGGUCCAAGUCUUUGCACAACCAGAAAGACAACGUCGAGGGGAGGUCCCUCAAACCGGAAGCGACAAGUCUGAGCGGAAGUUUGCGCGAGCUGUCUCACCUGAACAUCGACGUGAGUCAGAAGCUGGUGGCCGGCCAGCGUCACUACGUGGUGGAGAACGGGUCAGCUGACCUACAGGUCGUGGUCAACGCCCUCACGCCAGUCCUGUCCAGGCGGAACCGGUCACGUGCUGCCAGACGCCUGGGCCAUCGCGUGACUCCCCCGGACUCACCAGCCCACAAUGACGACAGACGUCAGCUGAACCACCACCAGUAUUCUAGCGACAAGACAAUCACAGAAACACAGCAGUCAGCUGGGACAAAGUCAGCCCCAGAAGUCAAUGAAGUCAUGAAGGUACAAUCAACGGAGAGAAAGUCUACGUCAGGGGCGCAGGGAGCCUCCGACAGACCUGGCAAUGACCAAGCUGUUUUUGCAGCUGCCCGUGCGGGUGUAUUAGGUCAAAGGAAUGUACAUGGUUUCGGUCGUGCGGAAGAGAAGAGAGAGGAUAUGCACGUGCCGAUGUACACACGACUCAGAAGUCACGAUGGGACGUAUCGCCCCGGGGAAGGCUCGGCCGAGCAGGAAUCUACGACAGCCGCCCUCCCGCGCCUCCCCAAGCGGGACAGGAAACCUCUGUACCAAAUCUCCGACAAACUUAGUCAGAUCUCGAAAGGAGGGAAGGGAAGUGAGAAACCCCGGGAACCGCACCGGGAGAAAACCCGUGAAAAGAACGGCGGUUCUUCUGGGAACCGUGAGAAAUCUCCGUCUGACGAUGCUUGGAAGGGACUGGACCUCAGUUCAGUCAUAGAGGAAGAUUCCUUGAGUAAAGAACUGGAGACGAGCAAGAAGAGCAUGUUCUUGAGCCCGAAACUCGCUCACACCUGGCACGGUGUGUCUGACUGUGCGCCUACACGGACCGCGCCUCGCAUGGGGGUGGGGGUGAUCACCGGGGACACCAGCAGGCUUUUCUCCUCCCAUCACGGCAUGCAGGGGACGGGGCCAGAGCUACCGUCCGCCCCUCCCUCCCGGCACGUCACUCGCACUCUGCCCGUCAUAUCUCGCACACUGCUAGACGCGCUCCACAAGCGCUACUGCGCCCACCAGUACUCGCAGCACUACAGCGUCCUUCAGCCCUUCCCAUUGCUCAAGCGUGACCCCGCCUUCCCCACACGCACUCAGCCAAUCACAGCGCUCCGCGUGGAGCCCCGUCCCGCCCGGGAACACGAGGUGGUUGCGGCCCCGCCCUCCCCCCAGGUCCUGGCCCGGAUGCGGAAGUUGCAGUCAGACGGUGAGUCGGACACGACAAGCUCCGCCACGGACAGUGUCCAGUCGUCUCCCAGACAGGAACACCUGGAGGAGGUGCCCGCGGCGUCUUCCUUGUUGGUCCAACCACAG